Messenger RNA from Helobdella robusta, 606 nucleotides. RefSeq lists its product as hypothetical. NCBI's taxonomy places the organism in Eukaryota, Metazoa, Annelida, Clitellata, Rhynchobdellida, Glossiphoniidae. Bases 1 to 606 code for a protein of 201 amino acids. The record is from RefSeq and is a predicted model, not a curated record. Gene Ontology annotation, molecular function: GTPase activity; GTP binding. Gene Ontology annotation, biological process: regulation of exocytosis; protein secretion. The transcript is spliced from 6 exons.
AUGGCCAAAGAAUACGAUCAUUUGUUCAAAUUAUUAAUCAUCGGAGACAGUGGAGUUGGAAAAAGCAGUUUAUUAGUUAGGUUUGCUGACAACACGUUCACAGGCUCUUUCAUAACGACGAUAGGAGUUGAUUUCAAAAUCCGAACAAUCAUCGUCAACAAUGAAAGAGUUAAACUACAAAUUUGGGACACAGCAGGGCAAGAAAGAUUUAGGACCAUCACAUCUACGUACUACCGAGGCACACACGGGGUACUAGUGGUGUAUGACGUAACAAGCGGUGAAACCUUUGCCAACAUUAAGAGGUGGCUGCAAGAGAUCGAUCAGAAUUGUGAUGUCGUCAACAGAAUAUUAGUUGGCAACAAGGAUGACAAUCCAGAUAAAAAAGUCGUUUCGACUGAAGAUGCCCAGGCAUUUGCUGACCAGAUUGGUAUCAAGCUGUUCGAGACAAGUGCUAAAGAUAACAAAAAUGUUGAAGAAAUGUUUAUGGCGAUCACUGAAUUGGUAUUGAGGUCGAAAAAGGAACAGCAGACGAGAAUACAACAGCAGGGCGGGGAUACGGUCAAACUAGGCACCAAGUCCAGCAAGUCCAAGAAAAAAUGCUGCUGA